This is a messenger RNA of Aspergillus puulaauensis, 288 nucleotides long. RefSeq names its product thiamine-binding protein. Gene Ontology annotation, cellular component: cytosol. Bases 1 to 288 code for a protein of 95 amino acids. Lineage: Eukaryota; Fungi; Ascomycota; Eurotiomycetes; Eurotiales; Aspergillaceae. The transcript is spliced from 3 exons. The record is from RefSeq and is a predicted model, not a curated record.
AUGGCCUCCAUCCCAACUCCCUCUCACUGCCUUGCAGACUUCUGUCUGAUCCCCAUUGGCACAUCGUCCCCCUCCGUUUCCGCUCAGGUCGCAGAUGUCCAGCGUCUCGUCGAGAAAUCCGGUCUGAAAUACGUCAUGCACUCGGCCGGAACUACGCUCGAAGGACCCUGGGACAAAGUGCACCAGGUCAUUGGCCAGGCGCACACGAUAUUGCAUGAACAAGGCAUCGUGAGGAUUCAGACUGAUGUCCGCGUCGGUACAAGGUCCGUUGCCCUGGGAUCCACUUAA